Rotaria sp. Silwood2 is the source of this 747-nucleotide messenger RNA. The record is from the annotation of a GenBank genome assembly. Lineage: Eukaryota; Metazoa; Rotifera; Eurotatoria; Philodinida; Philodinidae.
AUGAAGCGCGAUGGUGUUAAGGCAUAUAUUGAAGGUGUUAGUCAAGAAUUUUUGCGAAAUGAUAGCUGGGAUACAUUUAAACCGGAUGAAAUAGCUGAAGCAUCAUUUCAAGUUGCAGCUGGAAGAACUGAUUUUUCUACUGGAGAUGAACAAACUCAACGUUUUCGACAAUUUUUAUCCAUUGCAACCAACUUCUCUUCAUUACCAUUUGCUCAAAAACUACACAAAAUCCCAGAAUUAGUAGAAAGUAUUAAACAAUUACUUGAAAAUAUGAUGAAAGAAGUUCAAGAAUACAGCGACAUGGCAAAUGAACUUCGUGAUCUCAUUCAAUGUUUUGUUCGAAUGGUAAUACAAGCAAAACAUAAUGUCAAUAUGAUGCUUCCUCUACUUACAGCUGCUAAAUCACAAAUGAGAAUUGUUCAAGAUGUUAUGAGUACAGAUCCAAGUAAAGCACUUAAUGAUGUAGAUAAAAGAGAUAUUCAACUUGCUUUGAAUCGAAUGUCAACUGGAAUACAAGGCUUACUCAGCUUAGCUAAAUCAGCAAUAGCUGAAAGCCAGAAACUAGACGACCGUAUACAUAAUAUGACUAAUUCAGUUCAAUCAAAAAAAGUCACUGUCGAGGAACGAUUGGAUGAAGCAAAUUUUUGUUUCAAAUAUGCGCUACCAGUCGGUACGAUUACAGCCGGUGGUGCAGUUGGAGGACUUGUUGCACCUGAAUCAUUUGGGAUAAAUAAUCGUUUAAAAUAA